Messenger RNA from Brienomyrus brachyistius, 1727 nucleotides. It is a transcript of the gene ebna1bp2, whose product is annotated as EBNA1 binding protein 2. The record is from RefSeq and is a predicted model, not a curated record. The coding region runs from base 123 to 1052 and encodes 309 amino acids. Gene Ontology annotation, cellular component: preribosome, large subunit precursor; nucleolus; nuclear periphery. Gene Ontology annotation, biological process: ribosomal large subunit biogenesis; rRNA processing. The transcript is spliced from 9 exons. Lineage: Eukaryota; Metazoa; Chordata; Actinopteri; Osteoglossiformes; Mormyridae.
UUGCUCGGAACAAUUUACGCACGGAACGAGGCUAACUUCCUCCAGUUACCCAUGUGACGAUUCACUUAACUUGGCAUGAGUUUAUAGUUCACUGUAGAUUUUUAUUUAAUAGGUAUAUUUAAAUGAAAAUGGAAGAUUUCGAGAACGAUAAUCAGUUGGGUGUUGGAUCAGAGGAAGAAGAGAGCGACAUUUCAGACGGAGAGCUUCAAGAAGCCUUUUCAAAAGGUUUGCUAAAGCCGGGAUUGAAUAUUCCUCUACAAGAAGCUAAGAAGAAGGCCAAUAAUGUGGCGGGUCUCAAGCAAUGCUUGGCUGACUUCCGGAGAAAUCUUCCUUGGGUGGAAAGGUUGGACUUAACAAACGGUCCUGUGGCUGAUAUUGUGGCAAAAGCUGACGGCAAGACAUCUCUGGAGGAUCGUGGAGAAAUUAAUGCUGAGGAUGACUUCCAGAGGGAAAUGCACUUUUACCGGCAGGCGCAAGCGGCCGUCCUUGAGGCGAUGCCACGGUUGCAGAUGUUGAAGCUUCCCACCAAGCGCCCAGAAGAUUACUUUGCUGAAAUGGCCAAGAGUGAUCAGCACAUGCAAAAGAUUAGAAAAAAGCUAAUGAUGAAACAGGUGGCGAUGGAGAAGUCUGAGAAGGCCAAGAAGCUGAGAGAACAGAGGAAGUACGGCAAGAAGGUUCAGACUGAAGUUCUUCAGAAGAGACAGAAAGAGAAAAAGGCCAUGAUGACAGCUGUAAAGAAAUAUCAGAAAGGAAUGUCUGACAAGCUGGACUUCCUGGACGGAGAUAAAGACAAAGGAAAGAAAGCGCUGGACAAGGCAGCGGCGAAGAAAGCCCCCAGUGCCAAGAGGAAGUACAAAGAUCAGAAGUUUGGGUUCGGUGGGAAGAAGCGAGGUUCCAAAUGGAACACCAAGGAGAGCCAUGACGAUGUGUCAGGCUUCCGAGCCAAGGUGGCUCAUGGGAAAGGGGGGAAGAAGUUUGGCAAAGGAGGAAAGAACAUCCCUAAUAAGCGACCAGGCAAAAACGCACGGAGGAAGAUGAAGAGUCGCUCUUAACGGCCUGCAGGCGUCCUUAGGCUGCUGUGUUUUUUGUCGUUAAACAAACCAACAACCUCAGUGUGCAGCAGUAUCGUGCAGUAGCCUGUAAAAUCACACGCGCUUCUUUGAGCUUCCUGCAUUCCAACGUACGGCACCACAGCAGACUGUCAUUUCUGUAAGUCUCUCCGAGGCGACUGAAUUAGGGAGGCUGUGAUGUCUGCGAAGAAUUCAGGUUUUUGACUCCCCUCCGUAAACAUGGAAAACAAGAUGGUGUUUAUACAGGCAUGUUAGUUUUCUUUUUUCAUUCUGGCAAAUUUUUAUUGUUAUAGUUGAGUGGAAAUUUUUGAUGGAACUAUUUACUGAAACUACACAGUUUCCUGCAGUUCAUCUGGAUGACAGAUUUUUUUCCCCCCAGAAAACUUGAGAGGACUGGAUUUAAUGUUAAUAGUUGUAUGAAGAGUUCAAUGACAAUAUGCCAAUGUAUUAAUUUGAAAAAGAUUGCUCGAUUAUAGCCAUUUGCCAUGUUGCCGAACUUCAUUUUAUACACGAGUAGAAAGGGUACAGUGUAUUUGAAGAAUUUCAUCCAUAUGACAUGAUUUAAAGCAUGUUCUUGAAUGUCCACAGUUUAUUUAUAGCAUUUGUAUUGUCCAGCUAUGAAUUGUAUGAUUUUGGACAAUAAAUGUCUACCCUAGG